Oryctolagus cuniculus (rabbit) is the source of this 3371-nucleotide messenger RNA. It is a transcript of the gene C1QL3, whose product is annotated as complement C1q like 3. The record is from RefSeq and is a predicted model, not a curated record. Gene Ontology annotation, molecular function: protein binding. NCBI's taxonomy places the organism in Eukaryota, Metazoa, Chordata, Mammalia, Lagomorpha, Leporidae.
UUUUCGGCUCUGAGGAGGUCCCCGCCCAACCUUCAAAAUUUUGUCCAAAAGCAGACAAGAGGAUCGCCCCGCGCUGAGCCGGCUGGUGGGCAGCAGGAGGCGCCUGAUCGCCGCCGGGGCGCUGGGGGUGGUGAUGGUGCUGCUUCUGGUCAUCCUCAUCCCGGUGCUGGUGAGCUCGGCCGGCACGUCGGCGCACUACGAGAUGCUGGGCACCUGCCGCAUGGUCUGCGACCCCUACGGGGGCACCAAGGCGCCCAGCACGGCCGCCACGCCCGACCGCGGCCUCAUGCAGUCCCUGCCCACCUUCAUCCAGGGCCCCAAAGGCGAAGCCGGCAGGCCCGGGAAGGCGGGCCCGCGUGGGCCCCCUGGCGAGCCGGGGCCGCCGGGCCCCGUGGGGCCCCCGGGCGAGAAGGGAGAGCCGGGGCGCCAAGGCCUGCCGGGGCCGCCCGGGGCACCCGGCCUGAACGCGGCUGGGGCCAUCAGCGCUGCCACCUACAGCACGGUGCCCAAGAUCGCCUUCUACGCCGGCCUCAAGAGGCAGCACGAAGGCUACGAGGUGCUUAAGUUCGACGACGUGGUCACCAACCUGGGGAACCACUACGACCCCACAACGGGCAAGUUCACCUGCUCCAUUCCGGGCAUCUACUUCUUCACCUACCACGUCCUGAUGCGCGGAGGGGACGGCACCAGCAUGUGGGCUGAUCUCUGCAAAAACAACCAGGUCCGUGCUAGUGCAAUUGCCCAAGAUGCUGAUCAAAAUUACGACUAUGCCAGUAACAGUGUGGUUCUUCACCUGGAGCCAGGAGAUGAAGUCUAUAUCAAAUUAGAUGGUGGGAAAGCCCACGGAGGAAACAACAACAAAUACAGCACGUUUUCUGGAUUUAUUAUUUAUGCUGACUGAUAAUGCAGAAACUAAGUUUAUUAUUCUGAGUUUGAACACUGGAUUCGUAUGGCUAACGUCAGUGAAUCAAGGAUCCCAGGGGAUGCCGAUGGCAAGGGCACCUCAGUUGUGUAUAUGUGGGGGAAUCAAAUGCUACCUGACUCACAUCUGUAUCGCUCAGAAACAUUAUGUAAAAAUAUAUUUAAAGCAAGAUAAGCAGAUGUGUGAUCCACUACCGCCAAAGCAAAUACUCCUUAUUGUUAGUGUCCAUGUGAAUGAAGUCCUAUAUAGAUCACAAAUUUUUAUAGAGAAAUCUAAGACAUUGAAUUAUUUCUUCAAUAUAUAUGAUACUUUGGUGUACUGUGAUCUUGCUGCUUUUAUCCUUAUGUCAGCUUUGGUUCUUGUGAGUUUACUUGCUUAUUAUGAUACUUGGAGUCCAUUCAUAGUGUGGGGAAGAAUGAUUUCACCCUACAGAAGGUCUAAUUGAAAUAAUGCUGCUUGUCCCCAAAGAAAUUGUUUGCCUUGUACUCUUGUAAACUUUAGACCUAGACCUGGGAAUGAUUCAACUUCAAGCCUUAACCUGGAAUUUUCUGGAUAUGGGGAAAUCCCCAAGCCUAUGAUCAUUUUCACAUUUUCUUUCUCUUACAAAUUUUCUUUUCUGGUGAUAGUCUUUAAAAACAGACAUGGAAAUUGUAUCAUAGGAUUACCCUCUAAAUGUGAAAAAUGUGUAAUUAUGUCUGGUAUUUAGAAAAUUCCCUUUGUGUCCAUUUUGUCCAUAGAAUACAUUUAGAUUUACUUGCAAAGUCAGAAAAAUUUAUUCUUUGGUAUUAAAUCAGACUGAGGCUUUUGCCUUCUUUGGAACAAAAGAUUAUUCAUAACCCAAUGCACAAAGGUUUAAUUUGAGCUACUGCAUGCAUUACCAAGGGGACACUAAGUAAGGCCUUCAAAGAGUUACUCCACGUCUGUGGCCUGCAGUUAUUUCAAAAUUAACACAAUUUCACAUAUAACCAAUAUGACAACAGAGUAUAUAUUUUACACAAAUACCUUCUCCCAAAACACAUUUAUAUAUAUAUAUAUAUAUAUAUAUAUAUAUAUAUAUAUAUAGCUUUAGUGAAAAAGAGAAUGGCUAUAUACCCUCAAAAAUUUAAAAAGAUCUAUGUCUACACACACACACACACACACAGAUGCAUAUAUCAUUUGAUUUAUUUUGGAUUGAAGUGUAUUUUGGAUGAUGAAAAUAUAUGGAGUAGCAAAACAACUUAAAUUAUUUCUCUAUAAGCUAUCCAGAAAAUCACAUCUUCUUAGGUUAAAAUGCCCUCCAUCAAAUGUAUGAAAGUUAUGGCGAUUGCUGCUUUAUUAACAUAUGCCAAUCAAUACUGUAACUGCAUUCUGUGGCAGACUGAAUGUCAGGACUGCAGAAACAAAGAGGCUCCCCUUCGCACAUCUAUGAAUUAUAUGCAUUUCAGUUAUUAAUUUUUUCUUUUUUCUCAGGUGGAUUGAAGCUGACAGUAAAGUAGAUUUUGAGAGUAGUGCAAAUCCUUUCUCUCUAGUUAAAAUACACUGCCAAAAGCCAUCUUUUUAAUCUAAGGAAAAGAUUAAAAAUGCAUGUUGAUAUAUCCUAUCUCACAACUUCCACGAUUACAGUGAAAAAUCUGUUCUCUUUUCAGCUGCUUUUGAAGACUCUUUGACAAGCAGAUUUCAAAAACAGAGAUUUAAAAAUCUGCUUGUUUUACUGGUGAAGGACAUUUGCAUUUUUUCAUUUAAAGGAACUGGUUGGUUCUCCAGGCUCAUUCCUCUUUGGUACUUUGUGUUCUAAUACACAACAAGCUUAUCAUCUUUGAUCAGCUGACAUAUCUUUCAUUUAGCAAACUCCAGCUUUCUCGGAGUUCUGCAUGGUGUUCCCAUCGGAAGGUGUUGUUUGCUGUUGGAAUGCCUUGGUCUGAGUAACUGUCGUGACUGAUAUGAUUAGAAACACCCCAUUCAUCAAGAAUAAUGACUAAUUCUAUUUGGCCUUUCUGAUAUGUAAGAUAACUCACACAUGAAUUGCAAUGGAUUUUAAUUCUAUUUAACAGUAUAUAUUUGUCAAAGAAGAACUGGCAGCAAAAGUUUUGAGUUUUGAAAGUACUUAACAGCACAGUGGGCAUUCGCUCAAAAGAUUACCUUAUGAACAGCAGUCAUAUCAACUGAGUUUUGAAUUUUUUUUUUAAAAAAGGCUUUAUUUACACAAAAUAUCAGGGCCUGAUACCGUUUAAAGAGUAGGCUCUAGAUUUGGACUGUCAUUUCCAAUAGAUCUGACCUUUUCUUCACAUAAAUCAGCAUUAUUUUCUAUGUUUAGGCCCAAAGAACACACAAAAGGUGAAGGAAAUAAAGGGAAUAUAUAUAAGGCAACCAUUUAUCUUUUUGCAUUUUAUCUUAUGGAUUAAUUAAAUUGUGGCCUUUGUUAUUUAUGUAAUGAUUCAUUAAACUAUCUUAUGUAAUAUAUUGAUUUUUA